AUGACAGACCAAUUGAAUACCAGUAACGACCAAGCAUCAGACAACAACAAUGGCAAGGAGAUCGGAGAUAAGGUAGACGAGUGGCACAAGCGCGGCGUUACAAAGAAUUACUAUCGAAUGGAGGCUAAGCAGGCUCUAAAACAUAUCGAAGACCUCCGGAAGCCUGGUUUCGAAGUACCGUUGGAAAAAAUAGAAGACGAUGAGCGUCGAAUCUUGAAGAAUCGCACGAGGCUCUGCAAAGUUCAGAGUACGAAAGAACUGCUAGAAAAAUUGCAAAAGUCGUUCGAGGAUUGGUGGGUCGAAGCAAAGAGCGACAAGGACACAGUGAUUAAACAUUCAUGGGAUCAGCGUUGGAAACUCGUCAAACCCCAAAUCUGCUCCGAGCCUGGCAAAGACGCGAGGGGAACCAGAGAUAGCGACGACCCUGACGACCCUGCACACGACUACAACGCCGCUUUCAUGUUCUUCGAGAAAGACGAACAACAUUGGAAAGGGGUGACUUAUCAAGGUCAAGCGUUUCCGAAGUAUGAGAACUUUCCCCACCAGAGAAUAUCGGUCCACAAAGCUUUGUAUGACAACACUCACAACCCAUUCGAUGUCACUCAAGAUGAGAAUGGUCAACGGUAUCUGCGGUACAUCCAUUUACCAGCAAACCAUAUGGGUCAAGCUAUGUCCAGAUACCAUUGCGAACACGAGAAAGACACGGAUAAGAGAGUGAAGACCAACCAGACUCUGUCCCGUGAAUUUUGGAAAGGCCAAUUGCACGGCAGCGGCCUGGGGAGAAAUCCGAUUCACGCCACACACAUGAGAUCUCGUUGUUCUGUCAUUCCAGGAGUGAGCCCAACAGCGGUAGAAUCGAAAAUGGGCUUACGAGUGGAGAGGAGGUCUCUACAAAAAGAUGUGGCUGUAUUUGAAGAGGAGGCCAAAAAUGGGCCCUUGAAACACCGUUCUAACAGGUCCGCAACGAUGAGGCAAAACCUACAAAAGUACAAGGUCCAGUUCCAGCCACCAAAGCAUGACCCUCGUGAGCUAGUGGAGAAGUGGAAAGAGAAACGCGAGGAACCAUCAAAGCUUGGACGAUACCUUCUGCACCUCGCGCAGCUAUGGGAAGCCAUGGAUGUGGAGCUUGACGAGAGGCUAGUGAAGAAAAGCCUGGUAUCACGGGACACCGAAGGCAGGGCAUCGGAACCAUCCCUGCAUGUUCGCCGAACGUUGGAUCAGUCCUACUUCCUGAACCUCAACGAUACUUCUCAACGUGACCAAGACCAGGUUGUGUAUCGUGCGACACAGGGGCGAGGGAACCUCACACGUGUUGUGAUGGUUGACCAGCUAUGGCUCUGGGUCCUAGACGAACCAUUCAUCAUCAUCGAUCAAUGUUCCAGUGUGUUCUUCGACCGGACAAAACCCCUGGACCUUAGACCCGAAGUGAUGGAUAUCUUCGCAGAAACACUCGGUGACGUCAAUCAUUAUACCACAAUCGCCUUCAAAACGUUUUGGAGACAUGUUGAAGGCUUCUCCCAGCAUCGUGAAAACACUGGCUCGAAUAGGCAAAGCCAGAGAUACCUCGAUAUUAACCCAGAAGGCACGCUGCUCAGAGAAGCUCAAGAUAUUGCAGAAGAAUUGCGAAUCAUGACCGGCAUCUUUUCUCAACAGCUCGGCGUCGUCAAAAGCUUUCAGAAAUGUUUAGAGCACAUGAAUGGAGACCCAAACACUCGGACAAAACCACAUCACUGGGCGAAGACACUGCAGCAUUUGGUUGACCUGACAAAGGGGCAGGAAACAGCUUCCCCAUGUCAUAAUGAGAAGCCUAUCUCGUCAGUAGAGAUGGAUUUUCUGGAAGACUUGGUUGAAGAGGUGGAAAACCGGAAGUCGGAGAUUACGGAUUUGGAGAGUGCGGCACUGCAGACCUGCCAGCAGCUGCAAGAGCUCUUGUCACUCAAACAACAGCAAGCAAGCAUAGUCGAGGCAAAGGCCGCCCUCGACAGGGCAGACCAGAGUGUCGAGCAGGGGAAAGCCAUAAUGGCAUUCACGAUCAUGACAAUUAUCUUCACCCCUCUAGGAUUUUUCACGUCUUUUUUCGGUAUGAACAACUCACUCACCGGCGCCGACUGGAUGUCACUUGGCUACCAGUGCCUCUAUAUGUUGAUCAUCAUCUGCGCCUUAUCACUCGCAUUUAAGGGCAGCAAGAUUCGACAGUUUGUAAAAUCACCUUUAGGACAGUUCGUGAAGUCACCAUUUGGACAAUUCAUAAAACCACUCCUUGGAAAGUCCACAAAGCCACUCAAAAAGUUUGCAUUCAAGAAGCAGGGUAGGAAAAAUGUGGAUGGCGAGAAGCAAAUCGAAGAGGUGGACGUGGCUCCAUCCUCUGCAGUGGAUAUUGCGAAGAGGUAUUUCCAGGUUGUUGGUGGCCGUGACCUAGAGGCAGGCGUAAGGAAAACAGGGCGCCGCGGCAGCCAGGCGCCGAAACUUGUGGAAAAUAUCAUGCCAAACCACAAGUGA
This is a messenger RNA of Diaporthe amygdali, 2499 nucleotides long. RefSeq lists its product as uncharacterized. Gene Ontology annotation, cellular component: membrane. The transcript is spliced from 9 exons. Gene Ontology annotation, biological process: transmembrane transport; metal ion transport. Gene Ontology annotation, molecular function: cobalt ion transmembrane transporter activity; nickel cation transmembrane transporter activity; magnesium ion transmembrane transporter activity. Bases 1 to 2499 code for a protein of 832 amino acids. The record is from RefSeq and is a predicted model, not a curated record. NCBI's taxonomy places the organism in Eukaryota, Fungi, Ascomycota, Sordariomycetes, Diaporthales, Diaporthaceae.